Chara braunii is the source of this 1567-nucleotide messenger RNA. NCBI's taxonomy places the organism in Eukaryota, Viridiplantae, Streptophyta, Charophyceae, Charales, Characeae. The record is from the annotation of a GenBank genome assembly.
CUUUGUUGCCACUUGACCACGAGUCCACGACAGCCUGAUAAUAUGGACAUAGGCCACUUUCAAAUCCGUUGGCUCUUGGGGGUCAUGCUUCUCAAUAAUAUAAUAAUUGUGGAUCCCUUUGCCAGCUCCGCAGUGGGUGCUGAAGGUGUUGUAGCUGGACUUUGCAAUGGCGAUGCCAGUGGCCAAGGGUGCAGAAAGAACGCCAAUCUUGAUGGGGACCACAUCUGGGAAUCCAAGGACGCUCUCGGGAAGAGUGGAUGGCCCAGCGCUGGGCGAGAACUCCAGGAUUGGAGCCUCUCCCUGCAGGUAUACGAAGCAGGGCUACUUGUAGAUGCUGGCAACGUGCUGGAGUCUGCCGGCUAUAAGCCUAACGUGGAAAUUGAGGACGUAUUUGUUUCUGGCAAUGGCACAAACGUCCUGUUUGUAGAAUGCAAUUUCACAUCCGGUGCUCUCUAUUCCUGUCAUGCGAAGAGAGCAGUGUUGCCCCCAGACGGGGGAAGCUACACAAUCCACCACAUUGCUGGCCCGUGGCUGUACGCAAGCCCUUCCACCAUAGAGGGGAUCUUGCUCGUUGAUGAGACUACCUUGCUAAUUGCGGACUCCGGAAAUAAUGCUGUAAAGAAGGUGGACAUAAGGACAAGGGAUGGAACUAACUUCACAACAGGGGAGAGUUUACCUAAGCCAUUGCGCCUAACCAAGCAUCCAAGCGAGCAGGUUGUCUUCGUAUCAUCAGUAGAUCGCAUCUAUAAGGUGCCGUUGGAAUAUAAGACCGAAUCUAUCCCACAAGUAAUUGCGGGAGACUCUGGGCAAGGCUACAGUGAUAGCACCACAGGUGCCACUGUCCGGUUCUCUAUGCCAAGAAUUGGAGGCAGAUCCAUUUCUGGGAAUGGGAGCGCAUUGUAUGUUGCUGAUACGUUGAACCAUCUGAUUCGACAAGUGAAUACUGCCACAGGAGCCACAAGGACGCUGGCUGGAAAUCGGAAUGGAGUCUAUCCCUGGACCAUCCGAGAUGGUCCCCCGAAUAUGGCCAAGUUCAGGGAGCCUCGUGGUGUUGCGGUAACGGCUGAUGGAUGUAACCUCUUCACUGCAGAGUAUGAUGGAGGUGUCAUCCGAUGGGUGACCCUGAAGGACCCUGAUGGAGGUGUUAUUGAUGUAAAGACCGUGGCAGCGUUAAGAAGUGCUUCCAACUCCUCCCUGUCAGGAAGGUUUACCUCCCUGACACUCUCAAAUGAUGAUCGAUAUCUGUUUGUAGGAACAAACGACGAUAGGGUCAUAAAGUUGGAAGUGAAGGCUUCCGCUCUCCACAGCUGCAUACCUGAGAGCUCACGUUCAAAGAGUGGCAGUGGCAGAUCCUUUUCGACUAGUAAGCGCAAAAGUGGCUGCUACCACUUAUUGCUAUCCUUUCUGGUCUUUGCUGUUUUAUUUUGACAUUCCUAAUGAUAUUAUGUGGAAUUAUAGAUAACUGCAACAACAGACUGCGGCAGAUGCUUGCAAUUGUUGUUGCUAUUUCUGGUCGUGCAUUCUUUUAUGGGCUCAUAAAAGGAUGCAAUGAACCGUAAUACUCCAC